Nakaseomyces glabratus is the source of this 543-nucleotide messenger RNA. RefSeq names its product translation machinery-associated protein 20 (gene TMA20). Gene Ontology annotation, molecular function: RNA binding. Gene Ontology annotation, biological process: formation of translation preinitiation complex. The record is from RefSeq and is a predicted model, not a curated record. NCBI's taxonomy places the organism in Eukaryota, Fungi, Ascomycota, Saccharomycetes, Saccharomycetales, Saccharomycetaceae.
AUGUUUAAGAAAUUCUCUAAAGAAGAUGUGCACUCACGUUCCAAAGUGAAGUCCUCGGUUCAAAGAACCUUGAAGACCAAGCUGGUUUCCCAAUAUCCUAAGCUAGAAGAUGUUAUUGAUGAAUUGAUUCCAAAGAAGAGUCAAAUCGAGCUUAUCAAAUGUGAGGACAAGAUACAGCUAUAUACGGUUGACGAGGAAGUGUUGUUCUUUCAGAAAUUCAACGACUUAAUUCCAAGUUUGAAACUAGUACACAAAUACCCAGAGGCAUUCCCAACUGUGCAAGUGGAUAGAGGUGCCAUCAAGUUCGUACUUUCCGGUGCCAAUAUUAUGUGUCCCGGUCUGACUUCCGCUGGUGCUAGCUUGCCAGAGGCCCCAGGUUUGGAGAAAGGAACCAUUGUAGUGAUCAAUGCCGAGAACAAGGAAAAUGCUCUUGCCAUUGGUGAACUUAUGAUGAGCACUGAGGAAAUCAAGUCUAUCAACAAGGGUCACGGUGUUGAGCUAAUCCACCACUUGGGUGACCCACUAUGGCAUUUCACUUUGUAA